ACAACAACAUUGAACAUUUGCCCUUGGUCUCCACCCCCCCUAACCCUUCCACAUCAGCAAAUGCUCUGUUCAUAUGAAUUAUGUCAUAGACGGGCCACAGUCACACACCAGAGAAUGGGCUCCACUGCAUAUAAAUCAGGUGGCCGCACAAGCAGGAGGUUCUUCUCCAGAGACUCCACACUGUAAUGCCAACUCUGAGCGACUUUGGACGGAACAAGGACAGUAUUUAUUCUUUCUGGUCACUGCCAAACUGCCCAGAGUAGGUUCUGUUUCGCGCCGGACAAAAGGACUGUGGAUGCAAAGACAAACUUUUGGGGAUUUACGCUGACGCUGGCACUGAUGCUGACGGAACUCCCGGACACGAGCAGAAGAGGAAGCAUGAAGCUCAGCAGCCACAAGCUGCCGUGGAUGGUGCAGUUCCUGCUGUACGGCACCUGCGUUCUGACCCUGGUGAACUCGGGGGGGCUGUUCGUCCUCCUGGUCCAGCACACGCAGCUGUCCGCCCGGCUCGUCCUGCUGGAGGGCCGGCUGCAGGAGGUGUCGGAGAGCUCCGUGGUGGAGUUCCUGUCCCAGGUCAGGGGCCCCGAGGAGCAGACGCAGGGCGAGCCGUCCCAGAGCUCACGCAACAAGAGGAGCCAGGAGCUGCAGCAGGCUCAGGAGGAGCUACUCCACGCCUCCCAGGGGGUGCAGCACGGACAGGGCGUCCACAGAGCGGAGCAGCAGGGGGACAUGAUGAUGAUGAUGACCUACUCCAUGGUGCCAGUAAAAGUCCUGUUAGACCUUUGUAACAGCACAAAAGGAGUCUGCCUCACUGGGCCCCCAGGACCACCAGGUUUGCCCGGCACUGACGGGAUGCCUGGGUACAAUGGGACAGAUGGGUUACCGGGACCCAGAGGAGAGCCCGGAGCAGAGGGGAGACGAGGGAAAAGAGGUCCUCCUGGGGAGAACGGUGAGCCAGGAGAGAGAGGAGAGAAAGGAAACCCUGGACCACCAGGAGAACCAGUCGAGGCGUCCAAUGACGUCCUCUUAGAAGGUCCACCGGGUCCACCUGGCCCUGCGGGGCCCCCUGGUCCGGCUGGACCCCCGGGUCCUCCAGGCCCUCAAGGACCGGCCCGGAACAGGACCCAUCGCGCUCACCAUCAGGCAGCUCAGAAAUCCAUCGGAUUACUCCACGCGAUUCCAAACGACUCAACUGGCAAAGAGGGAGCAAAAGACAAGGGGCCAAUGGCGAAGAAAAAAGAUUGCGUUAUAAGAGCGCUUGGCAAACCGGAGACCAUAGCCAAGAUGAAGAGCACAUACGGAGCCUGGAUGAGAGAUGCAGCUGUGCCUGAUGACGAGCGCAUCUGGGUGGCAGAGCACUUCUCUGGUCGAACUAUGCGGGAAUACAAGAACAUUGCAGCAUUCCAGAAUGGCAGCAGUGAUAGCAUCGAUGUUGACAAAUACUUUCAAGGCUGUGGUCUCAUUGUGCACGGUGGCUCAAUAUAUUACAACAUUGCUGGCACUUUCAAAGUAGCCAAAUAUGAGCUUCAGGCCAGAAGGUCACAUAUCCUGACCAUUGAAAAUGCACUGUACCACAAUCUGGCUUACCUGCUGUUCAACUCCAAGACUUACUUCAAAUUUGCGGUGGACGAGAACGGCCUGUGGCUCAUCUUCGCCUCCAGUCUCGACGACACCAUCAUGGUGGCCCAGAUGGACGAGAAGACGUUCUCGGUCUCGGCGUACAUCAACACCAGCUACCCCCGCACCAAGGCAGGGAACGCCUUCAUCGCAUGCGGGGUUCUCUAUGUCACCGACACCAAGGACAGCAGGGUAGCCUAUGCCUUUGACCUCCUGAAGGGUAAGCCUGUGAAUGUCAGUUUUGAUUUCAGAGCCCCUACAGGCAUCUUGGCCAUGCUCUCGUAUAUGCCUCGAGAGAAACAUCUCUUUGUUUGGGACAGCACCUACGUGAAAUCUUACAAAGUGCAUUUUCUCUCUGACUGAUGAGGUUAAAAAUGGGCUAAGUGAAUAUUCAGUAGUUGUGAUGAAUGAAUAUGAUGUUUCACUGUCUGGUGUGCACUAUAGCGCAGAGUCAUCUUUCGUUAAACAUUUUAAACUCCAUUUGUUUCAAUCAUUUUUUUGUGCUAGGCUGAAGAGGUUAGUAUGCUGUGUAUGACGUGCACUGUUUUCAUGUAGUGCUUUUAUAUUGUUACAUUGUGCAGUUUCAUGAUAUGCUUAUUACACUGGUAUGUUUUAUUCCUGAAAUGCAGCCCUAUAUCCAAAAGUGUAUUGUGAAUCUUGCCGGUGUUCACAUAUACUAUUAAAUUAUGUGAA
Messenger RNA from Sardina pilchardus (European sardine), 2310 nucleotides. It is a transcript of the gene gldn, whose product is annotated as gliomedin. Gene Ontology annotation, biological process: signal transduction. The record is from RefSeq and is a predicted model, not a curated record. Gene Ontology annotation, cellular component: cell surface. The coding region runs from base 340 to 1980 and encodes 546 amino acids. The transcript is spliced from 10 exons. NCBI's taxonomy places the organism in Eukaryota, Metazoa, Chordata, Actinopteri, Clupeiformes, Clupeidae.